CUUUCUCCAUAAAACCAGGUGGACUCAGAGAGGAACAUGGUGUACCAGACUGUUCUAGCUGCUGAGAGGGUGACACCAAAGCGAGACCGGCGCCCAUUCCGACACAACCAGAACCUGGCCCCGCCCUCUCCCCACGGCAUCGCGCCUGGCAUCAACAGGGACGCUGUCUGUACUGGGGAACGUCAUGAGGACCAGUUUGAGAACCAAUGUCAUCAAGUGAGACGGAGUACCAGACAGGCGAGGAGGAACCUGGCCAGCAGACAGGUGGUGCAGAAGGAGAACUUUGGGGAUGACUAUGAUGUCCCAGCCGGUUUGUGGGGGGCCUCACCUACCAGAGAUCACCAGUCCAAAUUUUCCCAAGAAGUGCCUGAAGUAAUAGAACUAGAGGAUGAACUGGAAACAUCCAGGCAUCCAGGUGUCCAUGCAGAGGGCAGGCAUGGGUUUGAGGACCUUGAUACAAAACAACCAGCCUCUUCAGUUCCAGAUGUCAGACCUGGUUUAGCUGCAUUACAGACACAACAGCAGAAGCAGAGUAGGUACUGGCUGUCCCGACGUCUGUUUAUGGACAUUGAGCGUCACCAGGUGAAGGAACGGGCGCAGCAGGAGCAGCACAGGAGGAGGAUCAACAGGUUAGACCUUCUGUACCAACCACUUCAUGUUGUCACAACACACAUGUCAGAAUUAGCAAUGUGCCGUGGUGUAAUCAAUACCAGUCCUGCUUCUAAAUCAUGA
Molecule: messenger RNA, 732 nt
Organism: Branchiostoma belcheri (Belcher's lancelet)
Lineage: Eukaryota; Metazoa; Chordata; Leptocardii; Amphioxiformes; Branchiostomatidae
Exons: 6
Coding region: 37-732 (231 amino acids)
Cellular component (GO): centrosome
Source: RefSeq, a predicted model, not a curated record